UGUGUGUGCAGAAUCACUCAAGAAAAUAAGAGCCUGUAGUAUUCCCAAAUCAGUUGCAAAGAAGCCUAGCAAAGCAUUCGUGAUCAUCCGAUUAUACACCAAAGCGCAUACGCGUACACCAAUUAUUUCAACAUGCCUAUUAUCAAGUUUCUGUGCUCCUUUAAUCGGCAGGGUUCGAAUACAAGAAUCAAAUGGAAUUCUCAAAUGGUGGGUAAAUUCAUAGUGUUAUUGGCACUGAUAUUAUUGACCAUUAUGACUCGAAAUUAUAUUCAAAAAAUGUUGGAACCUUCCCCAAGGCCCGCAUCGACUGUGCUAGGCAACGAGGCUCCGCUGUGCACGGGGAAUCUACUAGACAAACGGGAACACCACUAUGCCAAAAAAGCUGACGGAUCGUACGAUAAUAGUAGACUGAUAACCAAAACGGGUUCGUGCCACUUGACGCGUUACACUCAAGCAGAAGCAGUCGGCUGCUUAGAUGCGCUCUACGACCACUUAACCGAGAAAUCAUCAAAUAAGCCUAAUCUAAAUCUCCUCAACAAUUCACGUAAAAGACUGCAUAUUGCAUUUGUGGGUGAUUCUAGAAUUCGUCAACAGUUUCAUAACUUCCUAAAGCUGAUUCCUGACUACGAUCUGAUUUUUGAUCCAAAUCCAAUUCCACUUGCUUUUCACGGAGAUGUGGAAGUUAUCAGCAACUUACUGAGAUUACGAAUAACCUUUUAUUGGCAACCUCUCAUUGAUGACACGGUUGUCGAACUGACCCGCAUCUGGGCAACUGAUGAUGAAACUGAUCCACCUUAUUUACUUGUUCUAAGUAUGGCCGUUUGGCACAUGAUUAUACAAUUCGAAGGCGCCGACCAGCAUCAACUAUACCAGAAGAGACUAAAGGAACUCGCACCAAUCCUCGACCAAUUGGCAAACGUCAGCCACAUCAUUUGGCUUAACCAAUACCCAACCUUGGAAUUUUAUGGGAAUAUUGGGGUGCUCAACACAGACAUACAUUCAGAGAAAAUUCAUCACUACAAUUUAGCUAUUCGCCGAAUACUUGGAGGCCACAAAAAGGUCCGGAUAUGGGAUUCGAGCAAUCCGCUUGCUGAAGAGUAUGUCCGAGGAUGUUCCCUAUCUCAGCGUGUCACUUUAACCCAAAUCGCAAAUUCCUUUGUUCAUUGCAAAGACUUUUCACACGUGGGUUAUAUAGCCCUUUCUCAAUCCACUCAGCUCUUGUUCAAUGACAUUUGUAAUGAUGGCAAAUUGAUUAGAUAAAAUUGACACCCUCAUCGGAUUGCAGACACUAGCCUAUCGCCUUUUCAACUUUCCCUUUGGUAAAUAAAAUCCAUAAUGCCAACAACCCACUCAAAAUCAUCAUAGAUUGCUAUGAUCAUUCAGAGUUAAUGUACAAUAAUUUUAAGACAGAAACUAGACAGGAUAAUUCAAGGAAAUCAGGAAUUUCCAUUUCCGUCUUUUGUAAACGGGCAUUUGGUGACGAAAUUUCUCCCGGAGUUGCGUACUCGACAUUCGAACACUUUCAACAGUAAAUAAAAAAUGACGAUUCCAUUAAAGAGGCUAAAUUUCAACUUGGCAAAAUUUGUCAUCAAAUUGUGUGCCCAUCAUCGAGUCGGCAGUCGACAGCACUAGAUACCGUGUGGGAAUACUCCAGCCAUAAGCACACAAAUGAAGACGUCAAUUAAAAAUCAAUGGCGUCCUACCUUGAUGACGAAUAUUGGAUGGC
Messenger RNA from Daphnia pulex (common water flea), 1726 nucleotides. Its product is annotated as N-acetylneuraminate 9-O-acetyltransferase-like. The record is from RefSeq and is a predicted model, not a curated record. Bases 133 to 1260 code for a protein of 375 amino acids. NCBI's taxonomy places the organism in Eukaryota, Metazoa, Arthropoda, Branchiopoda, Diplostraca, Daphniidae. The transcript has 5 exons.